UGCAAAAGAGUGGGUCGUGGCUGAGAGAGACAUUAGAUCAUAUCAGAUCACAGGCUGAAGAAGGUGGACAGCACCACAAAGCAGAAGUGGGCUUUAAAAGGAUCCUUUUUUUUUGUAUUAAAUGUUUAAAUAUAAACUCUGUGCAUUUGCAUCAUGAUGAAGGGAAAGGAAAGGUUGCUUGCCACUGGUGCGGCGCUUCUCUCUGUGCUGACGGCUGUGACUGCAAUAAAAGUUGACAUUGUGGAUACAGUGAAAGAAGUUGCUAGAGACGAUAAAGUUAAUUUCAAAUGCCAGUACACAACUUCGGUGACCAACAGGAAUGCGCUUAAUAUUAUAUGGAAUUUCAUUCCUGAUGAUCCAGAUAAAGAAACGAUUGACGUAAUCCAGUGGUUCAACGCUCUGGAUGAACCGGUGAUUGGAACCAAGUAUAAAACUAGAGUGAAAUUUACAGGCGACGUUAUGCUUAAUGAUUGUUCAAUCACAAUCAACAAUACAAUCACAUCGGACAGUGGUACAUACGAGGUUGAAGUCAAACUUCCCACAGACUUGGAAGGUGACCGGAAAGACCGAGUGGAGCUCGUUGUAUUAAUUGCUCCUUCGCCACCUGCCUGCUCCAUCGCAGGAGGUACUGAAUUCGGACAAGAUGUGAUAUUGAAAUGUCACUCUGAUGAGGGGUCCCCUAAACCUACUUACUCGUGGAAUUCCUACACUAUUGAGAACUUGCCAAGAUCAUUGCCGGCAAAUUCUGUUCAACAGGAAGAUGGAUUACUGCUUAAAAAUCUUACCGGUACUCAUUCUGGGUUCUACAUAUGUACUUCAAGAAACAAAAUCAAGUUUGCCACCUGCAAUGUAACUUUAACAGUUUUGGCUCCGGCCAUGAAAUUUCCGCUUUACGCUGGACUUGUUGGGGGUGGAGUGGCUGUCCUGAUUAUCAUUGGCAUCAUUGUUUAUUGUUGCUGCUGUCGUUCAAAAGGGCCUCCGGAAGGCUAUGAAAUGGAGGAGCGGGAAGAGGAGGAUGACGAGUCAGAGCAUCGACCUGCAAAGCCUAGAACCCGGUAUGAGGAGGAGAUGCAGCGACGGCCUGCAAAGCCUAGGAACGACGGCAGGAAUGACGAUCGGAAUGAUGAUCGGAACAGCAGGAAUGACGAUCGGUACAACGACAGGAAUGACGAUCGGUAUGGGGGAAGGAAUGACAAUCGGUACAACAACAGGAAUGAAGAUCGCUAUGGGGGCAGGAAUGACAAUCGGUACGAUGAUAGGAAUGACGAUCGCUAUGGGGGCAGGAAUGACAAUCGGUACGAUGAUAGGAAUGACGAUCGCUAUGGGGGCACGAAUGACAAUCGGUACAACACGAAUGACAAUCGGUACGACAGGAAUGACGAUCGUUAUGGGGCCAGGAAUGACGAUCGCCAGGGGGGCAGGAAUGACGACCGUUAUGGGGCCAGGAAUGACGAUCGCCAGGGGGGCAGGAAUGACGAUCGCCAGGGGGGCAGGAAUGACGAUCGCCAGGGAGGCAGGAAUGACUAUCGCGAUGACAGGAAUGACGAUCGCUACGCGGGCAGGAAUGACAACCAAUAUGACGACAGGUAUAACGAUCAGUACAAUAACUACGAAGGCAACCAGCCCCAGUAUGAUGAAACUCCGUACGAUGAUGAUGAAUUUGACGAUGAUGACUAUUCCCCCCGUCCUUCAGCCGAGGUAGCAUUGGUGCCUCCCAAUGAACGCAACUACCCGCAGAAUAAUUAUAAUGCUUGAAAACAAUUUGCUCUACAACAGCUGGGGAGAUAAUUUGCAAUAUCUCUAAAUUCUGACACUCCUAUUUAGCUUUCAGUAAAAUUCUAUUACCCGUA
Callorhinchus milii (elephant shark) is the source of this 1850-nucleotide messenger RNA. RefSeq names its product cell surface A33 antigen. The record is from RefSeq and is a predicted model, not a curated record. Bases 154 to 1755 code for a protein of 533 amino acids. Lineage: Eukaryota; Metazoa; Chordata; Chondrichthyes; Chimaeriformes; Callorhinchidae. The transcript has 8 exons. Gene Ontology annotation, cellular component: plasma membrane.